CAGUGGAUCGUAUAGAAGUUGCCCUUAAAAUAAAUAGAGUCUAACGCUUGAUGAAAGAAUUCUUGAUUUCAAAAUUAAAAUAAAAAUUAGUUUUUUAUUACAAAUAAUUUUAAUUGUUUGAUCAUUUAAAAUUGUGGUUUAUAUAAAAAUUAAAUAAAAAUAUGGAGGAGGCAUUUGCGCGAGAAUUCGAUCCCUUUUUAUUUUCCCAAGAUCAGGAACGAAGUGACAUUGCCACUGUUUCUGUAAAUGUUGGAGCUUUUUUAUUGAAAAACGAACCAGAGGACGAUGUGGUUAUAGUGAAUCCAGAAAUAAUUGAAAUACUUGAUUUGGAUGACGACGACAGUGAGAAAUCUGAUGAGGGGUCAAAGUUAGGAACUGUUGCUGACGGUACUGAAUUACUUACGGUUCUUGCCUCUGAGCCCGUGCCGUUAGGUAAACUCAAACGAAAAUCAACUCGUAAGAUGGUGAACGAAGCCAUUUUGAAUUUAAAUAAAAUGAGCGGUUCAUCUAUUAUUGCAAUUGAGAAGCAAAUACUUUUAAAAUAUGAUAUUUUGGAUUCUAAGCGGCUACACAAACAAGUUAAGAAGUAUAUAACUACUUCCGUAUCAGAGGGAAAACUUGAACAAAAUAAAAGGUCUUACAGAUUACCGAAUCAAUUCAAAGUAAAAAUUAAAUUGAAUACAAUUAAAAGAAAAUCACUGGCAAAUGCUAAAGCUGUACAGUCUCCAAAACCUACCAUGGGUCGGAGAAGAAUUUCUCUUCCAAAUAUUCCCAAAAAAACCUCAACUAAUAGUGAAGACACAGUUAUUACAGUUUCUCAAGUUAAAAAAAAUCGGAAGUCAUUGAAGGAAAAUAAUAUGCCGGUUGCGGAUUCUCUUGAAAUGCAAAAUUCUCAUGAUAAUAUUGGAGUACAACAUGCGUUACCCUCUAAGACUAGGAAAUCUACUUCGGCUGAUAAUAAAAAAACUACUACAGUUGCAAAAACCAGAAAAUCUAAUGCAAAAAAAGCUCCCACAACAAACAAGCGAUCCACAAAUUCUCUAUCGGUUGAUGCAGCCACUGAUGUUGGCACUGAUAUAAAAAAUGAAGAAUCUAAAUCAGCUGAUAAAUCAAAGAUUGCCACAUCUAGAAAAACAAAAAAAAAUACAACUUCUACUCAGGUACAGGAUGCCAAAUCUAGAAAAUCUAAAAAAAACACUUCUACUACUGAGGCACAGGUUGCCACAACUAGAAAAUCAGGAAAGAAAGUUUCUAUUGACGAGACAGAAGUUGUCACAUCCACUAAAAGUAAAGAGUCUAAAGCACAAGUUGCAACAGCGUCCAAAUCAAAAAAAGCUACUACUGAUGCUAAAGCACAGGUUGCCAUAGUGAGUCAAAUUGAAAAAUCUAAUUCUGCUAAUAAAGCACAGGUUGCCACAGUUAGUCAGACUAUGAAAUCGACUUCUGCAAAUAAAGCACAGGUUGCCACAGUUAGUCAAACUGAAAAAUCCAUUUCUUGGAAUGAAGCACAGGUUGCCACAGUUAGUCAAACUGAAAAAUCCAUUUCUGCGAAUAAAGUACAAGCUGCCGCAAUAACUGAAACACAGCAAUCUACAUCUGCUGAUUUUGAUGAAACAGUAAUUAGCACAGCUAAUCAAACAACGACAGAUAUUUCCGAAUAUUCUAGUUCACAGAGUUUAUUUGAUGAGGAUGAAACUCAGGCUGAUAUACUCAUGAGUACCGAAAAAUCUUUGAAAUGGGAUAAUGCAGAAGAAUUAGCAUUGACAAAAUCGAGUGGAUCUAUUGAAUACAUUGGGGCGCAGGUUGCUCACAUUCUAAAAUCAAGCUUACAUAUUGACGACGACGAUGCACUGAACGCUCUAGCAUUUUAAAUAAAACGACGAAGUGUGACUAGAAAAGUUCACUUAUUAAAAAUACGAGUACAAAAUAGACUGUUUACUUUUAAAAGAAGAUAUGUUUAUUAUUGUUGAAUCUACAGAGAGAUCUCUAGUUAGAGAUAUUUAAAUUCAUAGAGGUUAUUUGUGGAGGAUGAAGCGCAGGUUGUUAUAUUCAUGAGUACCGAAAAGUCUUUGAAAUGGGAUGAUGUAGAAGAACUAACAUUGACAAAGUCGAGUAGAUCUAUUGAAUACAUUGGGGCGCAGGUUGCUCACAUCCUGAAAUCAAGCUUACAUAUCCA
Messenger RNA from Teleopsis dalmanni, 2176 nucleotides. Its product is annotated as probable GPI-anchored adhesin-like protein PGA55. Gene Ontology annotation, biological process: nucleosome assembly. Gene Ontology annotation, cellular component: nucleosome. NCBI's taxonomy places the organism in Eukaryota, Metazoa, Arthropoda, Insecta, Diptera, Diopsidae. Bases 162 to 1871 code for a protein of 569 amino acids. The transcript is spliced from 3 exons. Gene Ontology annotation, molecular function: DNA binding. The record is from RefSeq and is a predicted model, not a curated record.